UCGUACAGAACUGCUUCGUACAGUCUACUGGGUUUAGCAUUCUUGCUGAACUACGUUAAAACAGUGUGUUCAUAGUCAUCUGUAAUUCGUCCUUUGAACAACGUGCAUACCUGCUUUUUAUUUUGGUAACAGUUGAUAUAAUCCCGUAAUUGCGGAAAUGGAAGGUGUAGGCAUCCGCGAUUUCGGUGCAGUCGAGGAAAUUGGCAGCAGUAUACAAUACCGCUACAAUAGCACGGACUUUAUUGCGAGGGGAACGUUUGGAGUAGUUUACAAAGCCAAAAUCAUGAAGGCACGCACCUGGGAGCCAGAUUUUAUAGCCGUCAAAGUGAUACACGUUGCAAUUAAUUCCGAAAGCGAUGCCGACCAGGAGAACUGGAUGACAGCUGCGAAAAGAUUGAGACGACUUACUGAACUGAAGCACAAACAUCUCUUAGUCUAUCACAAAGUCUCCAUCACCAAAUCGUCAGGCGGAGCGACAGUGGAGCUGGCAAUGGAUUAUCGUAAAGGUGAUCUAAAGAGCUUUUGCCAAGUUCUUUUGCCAAGUUGUACUGCUUUCGUUAUUACGCAAACGAUUUUGCAGGGGAUCUUGCUUUGUUUUUGAGACAAGCUAAGAAAAACGGGGCUCUUUUGAAUAAAUGGGAAAAAGUGUUCCAGUUUGCAAAGGACAUGGCGCAGGGACUUCAGUUCCUCCAUCAAAAAGGCAUCAUUCACGGCGAUUUAAAGCCUGAAAAUAUACUUGUGAGCUUUGUUUUAAGGGGCAGCGAGAAACUGGUGAUUGGCGAUUUGGAUGAUCUGGUGCAAAUGAAUGAGAGUGCUACUUGCUAUCUCAUUUACGAGGCACAACCCGUUAUAUGUCACCGGAAAUGUUGAGAAAAUUUUCCCUAGAACAGGCAGAGCGACCAGGACGAAAAACAGAUAUGUGGAGUCUGGGAUGCAUUAUUCUGGAAAUGGCCGAAAGCUGUGCAGGUGCUCCCAACAAACAACUAAUAAAGGAUGGGAAUAUUGUCGAUGCCGGAAGCGCUCUUGAAAAUUACCAGUAUGCACGCUUGAUAAUCGACGGUUUCGUUCCAUUUGUAAGCGGCGAUAUUGAAGAUAAUUUAGCAUGCAUUGUUCGACAGUGUUUGGAUACAACUAGCGCAAAUCGAUUAUCGGCCAGGGAAUUACUGCAGAAACUACAGAAAAAGGACAUCAUCGUAUUUUUAGGGUUCAAGGAUUCUAAAUACCUCUGCGUCAUGAUAUUCGAUCCGUUAACUAACUCUGUCAUUGUCCAAAAGGUGCAGGGUGCACCAGAAAUGGAUUUGGCAACAAAGUGGCAGUUGGCGGUAACAAGCAACAAAAUCAUAUUCAGAGAACGGAUACGUCAUAUUGGCGUCCAAAAGGUGAAAGUACAUUGCUGGUCUGUCGACGAAGGAAUAUGGGUUCAACAGGAGUUUAUUUCCCCUUAUUAUAUAAAUCCGGGUGCAACGAUGAUCGCGGUAGAAGACACGCUUUAUUUAUGGGGACUAGACGAUAUGCUAUUGGAAAUAAACAUCUUUACUGGCAACAUCACAGCCAAUAAAAGCCCUUACCUCGAUGGAGAUGCCGUGACUAAAUUCCGUGAGCAAAUAUUUUACGCUACUGAAGACAGACUGUUCCAGUAUAAUACGUUGAUCAAGGAGUGGAAAUAUUUAAAACGCCGGCUACAAGAGCGCUUCGAUUUUGCAAUGACUGUGGUCAGCGGACACGUAUACAUUAUGGGUGGAAAGCUUUGGAACGACGCUGCGCUGAACUAUACUGCAACAGCUGACUGUAUUCGUUUGAAACUGGGUAGCACAACGUGGGAAAAGAUUAAACCGCUUCAUCAGCCUAGACUUAAUCAUAUUGCUUGUGUUAUCAAAGAUCGAAUAUACAUCUGCGGAGGUAGCCAUUCUGAAGAUGAAAACGCCGUAACGAUAGAGUUUUACGAUACCAAAAGCGGUGCAGGAUGGUCUUCUGUCAAUUUGCCAUCAAAAUACUACGGACAGUUUUCCGCCUGGAUGGCUGCAUACCAAAAUUCGUGGUAUGCAGUAACCACGGUUUCCGUCAAUCCGGAUAUUGCUAUCUUUCCUGAUAUAAGUGGUUGAACGGCGUUCACCACCAUGCGUUCUUGUGCAUCAACUUGUACAAUUAAAGCUUAUGAAGCUAAGUGUCAAAUGACAAGUAAGGUAUAUUUCCUAAUGGUAAGUACUUACAACAUUACCAAAAAGAUUACGUGUGCAAAUUGCACAAUCAGUUCAACAAUAGAAACGUAUGGAACUUUUGGGCCUGCCUUUGCUGAGAUGAUGCGCUUCGUCAGUUGGAAAAUCCGCGAUUUAACCGGCGAAUCUCGAUCCACUGCCUUCCUAAGACAACGUUUCAGUCUCGCUGUCUUGGGUACAUUAAAUGCACGAUCGAAAGUUGGAAAUGACAGCAAUGAUUUUGGUUGUUUCUUCAAUGUGUAAAUUCGGAAUCUUUAAUUAGUA
Paramacrobiotus metropolitanus is the source of this 2480-nucleotide messenger RNA. RefSeq lists its product as uncharacterized. The transcript has 2 exons. The record is from RefSeq and is a predicted model, not a curated record. Bases 852 to 2102 code for a protein of 416 amino acids. Lineage: Eukaryota; Metazoa; Tardigrada; Eutardigrada; Parachela; Macrobiotidae. Gene Ontology annotation, biological process: protein phosphorylation. Gene Ontology annotation, molecular function: ATP binding; protein kinase activity; protein binding.